UUGUUUUUUUUAGUGCGUUUUAUUUCCACUUUUUUUUUCAAUAUGAAAUUUUCUUAUUUUAGACAAAAAGACAUUCGUGAUAUAAGUAAUGAAGAUGAUUCUAGAGAUACAAGAUUAGUCUUUUCUAGUGGAAGAUAUAAAUUUUCUACAAAAAGAUAUCACAUUUUGGAAUCGGAUAAUUUUAUUGACGCCAAUAAAGUUGAAUACAAAUUUGUUAAAGAUGAUAUUAAAGAAGACAAAUAUUAUAUUCGAAAAGUUGAAAAUUCAAAAAAAGAUUUUAUGUUUGUAGAUUUAGGAGGAUUCACAACAUAUAAAAUUUUAGGCGGUUGUAUAAAUCAGAUUACUGCCCGAUUUUUAGAAAUUUUUAAAGCUAAUCUUUUAAACGUUAUGUUUAAAACACCCGAUGAUACUGUUGAAAUAUUUAAAUUUCGUUUAAAUAUUUAUUUUGGUCGAGAAUUAUUUUCUAAUAUUGAAAAAGAAAGUUUUACUCCUAAUGAAUGGAUUAAACAUAGGCGUGAACCUGAAAAAAAUAUGCCAUCAUUCCAUCAUUAUGCACCUCAAUUUUUGAAAAAAUUGCUUAAACUUCAAGGAGAGUUUAAAUUUCAAUUGGAAGAAAAGGAAGAUUAUGAAAUAACUAAAGGAAAAGUUCAUAUUUAUUUUAAUCAUGGUUUAAAACGAAGAAUGGCUAAAUUAAAAUAUAGUGAAGAAGAUUCUUUAUGGAAAUUAACCGAAUUACGUGAUACUAAUACACUAGUAAAUUUGGAUUUAAUAUCUGGAACUGAAGAACCAGAUUUUAGAUUUUCUAUGAGAAUUAGAUGUGAAACAUAUAAGUCUCCUAUUAUAUCUAAAAUUGAAAACAUUGUAAAUGAAGCACAUACUAAAAAUUCUAAACCAAAAAAUGGAUUAUGGCUUCAGGCUAAAUAUUUUGAAGGUGUACUUGAAAAUGUUGAGAUAAGCCAAACUAUCACAAAAAAACGAUUCAUAAAUGAAAAUUAUAAAAUCUCCGUUCAUACUCUUAAAAAAGAAUCGAAAGGUGAAUUAUCAGAUCAAGAAACAAUAUGUCUUGAAAGUUUAAAUUGGAGAGAUAUAGAGGAUGAAAAUAAAUUGGGUUAUGGAGAUAUCUAUAAUACAAUCUCUAAACCAAUACAUUAUGUUAGGGGAAUGAUGAAUGAACUUAAAAAAAUACGUUGACAUUUAAUGUUAUUAUGAUUUUGAUUUGGAUUAUAAAUUAUAGUUUUUUUUCAACAUAUACUAUAUAAGUAUUUAUUGGAGCACCAGAUUUAUUAUUUUUCAUUUUG
Rhizophagus irregularis DAOM 181602=DAOM 197198 is the source of this 1298-nucleotide messenger RNA. RefSeq lists its product as uncharacterized. NCBI's taxonomy places the organism in Eukaryota, Fungi, Glomeromycota, Glomeromycetes, Glomerales, Glomeraceae. The record is from RefSeq and is a predicted model, not a curated record.